AUGAGUCAGCCACCGACGGGGGGCGCUGCCCCUGCCACAGCUGCAGCUUCUGCGGCCACAGCUGCCACUGAGGCUCGCUUGCACCCGGAGGGCAGCAGCAGAAAGCAGCAGCGUGCUCAGUCACCCGCUAGACCGAGAGACAAUUCGGUCCGACAGACCACCGCGGCCACCCGGUCCCCGGUAGGGGCUGGCACUAAACUCAAUUCUAUUCGACAGCAGCAGCUGCAGCAGCAGCAGCAGCAGGGCAACAAGACCGGGAGCCGCACGGCGCCUCCGGCCAGCGCCCGAGGAAGCGGAGGAGGGGCGGAGAAGGCCGCGCCCCUGGCGCCCAAGGGGGCCGCGCCGGGAGCUGUCCAGUCCUUGGCUGGUGCUGAAGCGGCCCCCGUGGCAACCCUGGCCCCGGUGGGUGUCAGGAGGCCUGGCGCGUCGGAGGAGCCGCCCCGGGAGCUAGAGCCCGCGUCCUCUAAACUCGGGGAACCCCCUCCUCUCGGAGAAGGAGGAGGAGGGGGUGGGGAAGGAGGAGGAGCCGGCAGCGGCUCUGGGGAAAGGGAGGGGGGCGCUCCGCAGCCGCCGCCGCCGCCGCCGCCCAGGGGCUGGCGAGGGAAAAGCGUACGCGCUCAGCCGAGGGGCGGCAGCGGCGCGGAGGGGGCCUCCCCCUCGCCAUCCACCUCCUCUGCGGGCAAAACCCCAGGCUCCGGCAGCAGAAACUCUGGGAUUGGCGUUGUGGGGCCUGGCAGCGGUGGCGGAGGGAGCUACUGGAAGGAAGGAUGUCUGCAGUCUGAGCUCAUCCAGUUCCAUCUCAAGAAAGAGCGGGCGGCGGCGGCGGCGGCGGCCGCGGCUCAGAUGCACAGUAAGAACGGCGGCGGCGGCAGCAACCGCAGCUCUCCGGUCGCUGGCGCCCCUGCCAUUUGUGAGCCCCUCGCAGUCCCUCCCACCUCCCCAAUGGCGGCGGCAGCAGAGGGCCCCCAACAGGGCGCAGAGGGCAGCGCGAGCGGCGGCGGCGGCAUGCAGGCAGCGGCGCCCCCUUCGUCGCAGCCGCACCCGCAGCAGCUCCAGGAGCAGGAGGAAAUGCAGGAGGAGAUGGAGAAGCUGCGGGAGGAAAACGAGACUCUCAAGAACGAGAUCGAUGAACUGAGGACCGAGAUGGACGAGAUGAGGGACACUUUCUUCGAGGAGGAUGCCUGUCAACUGCAGGAAAUGCGCCACGAGUUGGAGAGAGCCAACAAAAACUGCCGGAUCCUGCAGUACCGCCUCCGCAAAGCCGAGCGCAAAAGGCUCCGCUACGCGCAGACCGGGGAAAUCGACGGGGAGCUGUUGCGCAGCCUGGAGCAGGACCUCAAGGUAGCAAAGGAUGUAUCUGUGAGACUUCACCAUGAAUUGGAAAAUGUGGAAGAAAAGCGAACAACAACAGAAGAUGAAAAUGAGAAACUGAGGCAACAGCUUAUAGAAGUUGAGAUAGCAAAGCAAGCUCUGCAGAAUGAACUGGAAAAAAUGAAGGAGCUAUCUUUAAAGAGAAGAGGAAGCAAAGAUUUGCCAAAAUCUGAAAAGAAGGCUCAACAGACUCCCACAGAGGAGGACAAUGAAGAUCUGAAAUGCCAGCUGCAGUUCGUGAAGGAAGAAGCUGCUUUGAUGAGAAAGAAAAUGGCCAAGAUUGACAAAGAAAAGGACAGAUUCGAACACGAGCUCCAGAAGUACAGAUCCUUUUAUGGGGAUCUGGACAGUCCUUUGCCUAAAGGAGAAGCCGGGGGGCCUCCCAGCACCAGAGAGGCUGAGCUUAAGCUGCGGCUGAGGCUGGUGGAGGAAGAAGCCAACAUCCUUGGCAGAAAAAUCGUCGAACUGGAGGUGGAGAACAGAGGCCUGAAGGCGGAACUGGAUGACCUGAAGGGCGACGACUUUAACGGCUCGGCCAACCCCCUCCUGCGGGAGCAGAGCGAAUCCCUGUCGGAGCUGCGGCAGCACCUGCAGCUGGUGGAAGACGAGACUGAGCUGCUGCGGAGGAAUGUGGCCGACCUAGAGGAGCAGAACAAGCGCAUCACGGCGGAGCUCAACAAGUACAAGUACAAGUCGGGCGGCCACGAGAGCGCGCGGCACCACGACAGCGCCAAGACAGAGGCCCUGCAGGAGGAGCUGAAGGCAGCUCGCCUGCAGAUCAACGAGCUCAGCGGCAAGGUCAUGCAGCUGCAGUACGAGAACCGCGUGCUCAUGUCCAACAUGCAGCGCUACGACCUGGCCUCGCACCUGGGCAUCCGCGGCAGCCCCCGCGACAGCGACGCCGAGAGCGAUGCGGGCAAGAAGGAGAGCGACGACGACUCGCGGCCGCCGCACCGCAAGCGCGAAGGGCCCAUCGGCGGCGAGAGCGACUCGGAGGAGGUGCGCAACAUCCGCUGCCUCACGCCCACCCGCUCCUUCUACCCCGCGCCUGGGCCCUGGCCCAAGAGCUUCUCUGACCGGCAGCAGAUGAAGGACAUCCGCUCGGAGGCUGAGCGCCUGGGCAAGACCAUCGACCGGCUCAUCGCUGACACCAGCACCAUCAUCACCGAGGCGCGCAUCUACGUGGCCAACGGGGACCUGUUCGGACUGAUGGACGAGGAGGACGAUGGCAGCCGCAUUCGCGAGCACGAGCUGCUCUACCGCAUCAACGCGCAGAUGAAGGCCUUCCGCAAGGAGCUGCAGACCUUCAUCGACCGCCUCGAGGUGCCCAAGUCCGCGGACGACGCCGGCGCCGAGGAGCCCAUAUCCGUGAGUCAGAUGUUCCAGCCUAUCAUUUUACUUAUUCUCAUUCUUGUAUUAUUUUCAUCACUUUCUUACACAACAAUAUUUAAACUUGUCUUCCUUUUUACACUGUUUUUUGUACUGUAA
Lipotes vexillifer (Yangtze River dolphin) is the source of this 2859-nucleotide messenger RNA. RefSeq names its product MTCL family member 3 (gene MTCL3). Bases 1 to 2859 code for a protein of 952 amino acids. Lineage: Eukaryota; Metazoa; Chordata; Mammalia; Artiodactyla; Lipotidae. Gene Ontology annotation, biological process: regulation of autophagy. The record is from RefSeq and is a predicted model, not a curated record. The transcript has 6 exons.